Molecule: messenger RNA, 588 nt
Organism: Drosophila melanogaster (fruit fly)
Lineage: Eukaryota; Metazoa; Arthropoda; Insecta; Diptera; Drosophilidae
Exons: 2
Coding region: 35-340 (101 amino acids)
Source: RefSeq, marked reviewed
CUAGAGUGGAGCUCAUUUUCAAAGGAUUUCCAAAAUGAAACACCAACAAGUUACGGUGGACUAUUGGACCAUGUUUAAGACAUCGGGAUUGUGUCUUUUACUGGCCAUUUGCGGAUUUGUACUUCUUAAAAUGGUGCAGACCAUUUUCUGGCUACCUGGACAUCUGAAGAAGAACCAGCAGCGCCUGGAGGAUCUGGCCAAAAUCUAUGCCAAGGAUAUUAGCGAGGAAGAGAGGGACGAGAUCGAGAAACUGUUCAACAGUAAGGAGCCGCUGACUGAAGAACGAAUCAACCAGUUGCUCGACAAGCCAGAGACUUCAGAGCCAAAAAAGGAGCAAUAGUUAAAUAAAUUGAUUCGCAUGUUUUAUAUAUAUAUAUAUAUAUUUAUGUAUAUUGAGUGUAUAAUCGAUAAUUUGUUGAUACAGGUUCUAGUUCUUACUUGCAUAUCGUAUAUGUAACUCGCAACACAAUCAAUCGUUUAACCAAUCCAUCAAUAAUGCCUGUAACGCUCAAUUAUUCAGGGAGGGGGACAACAAAUAGAAUAAUAACUAUUCACGAAAGUCGCUCGUCUGUGGAGCGGUUACAAGUU